AUGGACUCUCCAGAGUCGCCACAGACCUCUCUGCCGAGCGAGGAGAAGUACCCCUCGGUGCAUCUGCUGCUUCUCAUCACGGGCAGUGUCGCAGCAAUCAAGACAGGGCUGCUUCUGGAUCAGCUCUCGACAGAGCGGUGCAACAUCCGCAUUGCCGCUACAAAGGCUGCAUUUCACUUUCUCCGCCGCGCACAGCCGUCCAAGACGGGCAUCCCGUUUCAGAGCAUCAUCACGGACGAGCAGGAGUGGAGUGAGUGGCAGGCGAUGAACGAUGCUGUGGUGCACAUUGAGCUGCGCCGAUGGGCAGACCUCGUUGUGAUUGCCCCACUCGACGCGAACACGCUCGCCAAGGUGGCGACAGGGCUGUGUGACAACUUGGUCUCGAGUGUCAUGCGGGCGUGGGAGGUGAAGCAGAAGCCGGUGAUCCUGUGUCCGGCCAUGAACACGGCCAUGUGGACGCACCCCAUCACGGCGAAGCAGCUGAAUCAGCUGGCGGAGUGGUACUGCGAUCCAGACGCACGGAGCUGCACAUUGUGCACUAACAUGAUCAAGACCAGCUUUCCGGUGAGUGACAGCUGCGCGUCGCCUUCGAGGGCCGUUGUAAAGGAAAACGAGGAGACAAGCGGGAGAACGGCUGAGGAUAGCGCGACGGCGGCGAUAAACGCCUCCUCUUCGUCGGCCGUGGUGACUGCCGGCUCUGUUGCUGCUGCUACUGCGCGUGGCCCUCCGCUCCCUGUCACGCUGCGUGAAUCAAUGUGCCAGGUUGUUGGUCCCGAGAGCAAACGCCUGGCUUGUGGCGACAUCGGGAUCGGCGGUAUGGCUAGCGUCGAGGAGAUCGCGCUGUACAUUCGCCACACGAUGAAGCUCAUUCGAGAUGAGAAGCGGCGUUGCUUUCAAGAGGCCCCGGAGCGGCGCGAGGCGGAAGCUGGCGGCACUCAAUCUGUGGCACACCCUCCUCAGGAGACGCACUAG
This is a messenger RNA of Leishmania major strain Friedlin, 972 nucleotides long. RefSeq lists its product as hypothetical. Gene Ontology annotation, cellular component: phosphopantothenoylcysteine decarboxylase complex. The transcript has a single exon. NCBI's taxonomy places the organism in Eukaryota, Euglenozoa, Kinetoplastea, Trypanosomatida, Trypanosomatidae. The coding region runs from base 1 to 972 and encodes 323 amino acids. Gene Ontology annotation, biological process: coenzyme A biosynthetic process. Gene Ontology annotation, molecular function: FMN binding; phosphopantothenoylcysteine decarboxylase activity. The record is from RefSeq and is a predicted model, not a curated record.